Molecule: messenger RNA, 2049 nt
Organism: Oncorhynchus kisutch (coho salmon)
Lineage: Eukaryota; Metazoa; Chordata; Actinopteri; Salmoniformes; Salmonidae
Product: meteorin-like protein
Exons: 5
Coding region: 321-1217 (298 amino acids)
Biological process (GO): positive regulation of brown fat cell differentiation; energy homeostasis
Molecular function (GO): hormone activity
Source: RefSeq, a predicted model, not a curated record
GGGGUGACGUGUGCGGAGCUGGAGCCCAGGCAGCAGCAGAAGUUCGUUAUUAAUGUCAGGACUUCCUCCUGUCUGUUAGUCACCAGUCUACUGCCGGAGGCUCCCAACGGUUUUACACGGAUAUUCCAUCCUGUCGAAAUGAAACGGAACUUUUACGGUACAAAACAGAACUGUUGAUUCUAGUGGAUCCGUAACCUUCUUUACCAGAGACCACGAUGUGAAUAAAUAGUCACUUGCAGGAUUUAUUGGUGGAUUUUUGUGGUUACUGAAAGGCGGGACGUGGUCUGACCAUACUGGGGCGGAGGAGCGGUUGGUCAACCAUGCUGUGGCCAGGUUUAGCGCACUGGGUAGCGGCUGUGUUUCUCUGUAGGGUCGCCUCGGCGCAGUACACCAGCGACCAGUGCAGCUGGAGAGGAAGUGGUCUGACCCAUGAGUCUCACUCCCGUGAUGUGGAGCAGGUAUACCUGCGUUGCUCCCAGGGCAGUCUAGAGUGGCUCUAUCCUACUGGGGCCCUCAUCGUCAACCUGCGGCCCAACACGGAGCCCACGUCUGGGGCUUCCCCCGGCCUGCACGCCUGCAUCAAGCCCCAGACAGACUCCCGCGGAUCACACCUCUACCUGGAGAGAGCUGGACAGCUCCGCCUGCUGAUGUCUGAGACAGAGCAGGCGCAUGGCAGGGUGCAGUGUUUCUCCCUGACAGAGGGGGCGCUGUUCAUAGAGGCAGUGGGCCAGCAGGACAUCAGCAAGAGGAUCACAGUGUUUCAGUAUGAACUGGUGGCCAGCCACGGACCUGGAGCUCACCUGUACCCACACCUCAACACUGGCACUGCCUCCUGUACACCCUGCACAGAUGACCAGAUCCUGAUGGCGGUAUGCACCAGCGACUUUGCGGGUCGUGGCAGUAUCCGUGGCGUUGACACGCCCUCGUCAUCAGACCACUCCUCCGUUGCCGUGAUGCUAAGCCGCCUGUUCCAUCAGAAGAGCGGAGUGUUCUCUUGGGGCGGAGCCAGAGGAAAGGGGUGGUCCGGACGUCUGAACACGCCCCUGCGGUGCUGGCUGCAGCCGAGGGAGAAGGGGGAGUUCCUGUUCACGGGGGCAGUGCGGUUCGGAGAGGCGUGGCUUGGCUGCUCCCCGCACUACCGCCACUUUCUGAAGCUCUACCGGACCGCCCUGGAGACAGGAAGUAACCCCUGUCACAUGAACAUGGACACAGACUGAGGCACGCCCCUUCCGCCCAGGUGACAACCAAUCAGGGAACAGGAUUGGGAAACAAACUCAGCGAAUCAGGGACAUAUCAGAGAGAGGGCUGGGUCGCUGGCUGGACUGACAGGGCCCUGAUCCAAUCAGAGGAGGGAGGUCGUAAAGGGGCGGAAUCUUUGAUAUGCCUGAGAGGUGAUUGGACGUGGUCCCAAGCCCUGCUAACCGAUUGGCUGAAGCUCUUACAGUUGCCUAGCAGCAAGGAUAGUUGGCCUGUGUCUGAACAGUUCUAAAGCCAUCUGUCGUCAUAGAAUGUCUUAAGACGCUGGUGUCUGUGUGUGUGUGUGUGUCUGUGUGUGUGUGUGUGUGUGUGUGUGUGUGUGUGUGUGUGUGUGUGUGUGUGUGUGUGUGUGUGUCUGUGUGUGUGUGUGUGUUGGAAAUAGAUGUAAAUAUGAUCAUUGUUGUAAUGAAAGUUUGUUUUGUGAAAAGCUUUAUGUUUACAGGUUGUCUUCUGACAGAAGUGUAUAAUGGGUUCCUGCACAGCGUGUGUCUUCGCGUGUUUGUGUGUGUCUUAGCAUGCUCUUGUGUGUCUUAGCGUGUUCGUGUGUGUCUUAGCGUACUCUUGUGUGUGUUUGUGUGUGCGCGCUAGGGAGUUUGUGAACGUGUAUGUACUAGCCUGUGAAUGUGUGUGUGCGCUAGCGUGUGUGGUUCUGCACUAGCUUGUGUGAAGGUGUGUGUGUGAAGGUGUGUGUGAAAGUGUGUGUGUGUGAACGUGUGUGUGUGCGACUGUGUUAAAGUACAAUAGCACUCUGGCUCUCUGUUCUAGGGAAUAAACUAUCUUCCUGGAACAAGU